CUUUUGAUUCUUAUGUGAAGGCCGGCUGUGUGGUUAUGUGUGUUUCGUGCCUUCACUGCUCGGUGUUCCAGUACCGCGCCCGGAUGGAAAUGUGUCUUCCGGGGAAAAGCUGCUUUCAGCAAACGAGACACCGAGCACAUCGCGCCACACAGCCUGGACAUCUGCAGCUUUCAACAGAAGCGUGUGCCUUUCUAAGAACGCAAGCGGUUUGAGACACAGAUCUAUGGCCAGACCUAUGCGUCCCAGAGAGGAGAAGAGCCGUGGAAAAUCUGAUAGAGACCCGUAAGAGCUCAAACCUCAAAUUUUGCUAUUUCAUUCUGAUCUUAGUGCCGUCAUUCAUGGAUGUGCACGCAGAGGCGGGUCCGUUGCACGUGCAGACGGUGGAUGAGCCACCGGGAGGCGCCACCGUGACCGUGGAUGCCGCACAGUUUCAGGUCCAAACGGUGCUGGGGACCGACGGGGAGUUCAGCGAGGAUGACUUGCAGACGGGCGCUGGAGCUCAAACACCGCUGGCUGAUCCGAUCACAGAGAUCGAGAACGAGGAUGCUGAGUGUGCAGGGACGGACACACCGGGCGAGGACAUCGCGGGGAAAACGGAAACAGUUGGCUCCAGUUGCAGCAACGAGAGCUGCAUCCCGACCCCAGGCUGUCGGAUCUGCUUUCAGGGAGCCGAGCAGGGGGAGCUGCUGAGCCCGUGCCGCUGUGCUGGUUCUGUUCGGCAUGCCCAUCAGCAGUGUCUGCUCAAGUGGAUCAGUGAGAAGGGCUCCUGGAGCUGUGAACUCUGCAACUACAGAUUCAACAUCCUGCCUAUACAUAUCAAACCACCACAACAGUGGCAGACUGUCACCAUGACUCUGGUGGAGAAGGUUCAGGUCAUCGCAGUGAUGCUGGGUGGCAUCUUCCUAUUGGCCAGUGUUUCGUGGCUGCUGUGGUCAGCACUGAGUCCAGAGGCACUAUGGCAACGCAGUGACAUCCUGUUCCAGAUUUGCUAUGGCAUGUAUGCAGUCAUGGACCUUGUGUGUAUUGGUCUGAUUGUUCAUGAAGGUGGAGCUGUGUACAAUGUGCUCAUGCGCUGGCGGGCCGUUAAUCUCUUCUGGGAUGUCCAGAACUACGAUAAAAGCCGAGACCUGGAGACCACACACAGCCUUCACCGCAACCUGUGGCUGCCUCUCACACACACACACACAGUCUCCAACGCACACUCACAAACCACCCGACUGGAGUCAUCACCUCGAUGCCCCCUCCACCUCUUCUCCGUGUGCCUGAAUGUGACCUCUGACCUCUCCCCACAAGAGCAAUGCUCAGGGGAGCAUGUCGUCAGGGUCACGUCAGUUUGACAUGAUAUUAACUCUUUCAGGGACCAAUCCACUCUCCCUGCACCAUCCUGUUGUGGGAGGGGCUAACCAGUGGGAGGGGCCUCAGUGUUGGGAGGAGCCUUACUUGAAAAGCACUUUAGAAGAUACACAAACUGAUUUAAAUUACAUAUUGAAUUGUUACUUCGAGCCUGGAGUUCUGGAUCAGCCUUUGAGCAUCGAAGUAAGACUACAAAGCACACACACACUUAAAAUUAUAAUGCACACAAAAUGUAUUACUGCUGUUAGACAAAUGAAUGUUUCUUUUAAACUAACC
Rhinichthys klamathensis goyatoka is the source of this 1629-nucleotide messenger RNA. It is a transcript of the gene marchf11, whose product is annotated as membrane-associated ring finger (C3HC4) 11. NCBI's taxonomy places the organism in Eukaryota, Metazoa, Chordata, Actinopteri, Cypriniformes, Leuciscidae. Gene Ontology annotation, biological process: protein ubiquitination. Gene Ontology annotation, molecular function: ubiquitin-protein transferase activity; zinc ion binding. The record is from RefSeq and is a predicted model, not a curated record. The transcript has 4 exons. The coding region runs from base 339 to 1337 and encodes 332 amino acids.